GGGGCCCGGACUCCCCCGCCGAAAGCACCGGAGAGGCGGUGAGGGAUGGGAGCGCGUCCUCCAGCCACUGGGAGCCGCACCGGAGGACCUCAUCCCGCACGCGCCGCAGAAUCGCCUCCAUGUCUGCCAUGGCACAGACCUCCACAAGGUGGUUCUAGGUCUCCGAAAUAUGUCUGCAGAGGCGGGACUGUCCUCCUACAGCUAUGAAACUCUGAAAGUCACCACACCAGCGGACCACGUGUUCCACGUGGAGAUAAACCGUCCAGAGAAGAGAAAUGCAAUGAACAAGGCUUUCUGGAGGGAGAUGGUGGUUUGCUUUCAGGCUCUCGGAGAAGACUCCAAUUGUAGGGCAGUUGUCAUUUCUGGAGCCGGGAAAAUGUUCACAUCAGGGAUCGAUCUCAUGGAUCUGGCAAGUGACUUUUUACAGCCGCAGGAGGAGGAUGCUGCAAGAAUUGCCUGGAAUAUUCGCAAGAAGAUUUGUGAAUAUCAGGAAUCUUUUUCUGUUAUUGAGAAGUGCACAAAGCCUGUCAUUGCAGCGGUUCACAAUGGUUGCAUUGGAGGAGGUGUAGAUCUGGCUACUGCCUGUGAUAUCCGCUACUGUUCCCAAGAUGCCUUUUUUCAAGUAAAGGAGGUGGAUGUGGGUUUGGCUGCUGAUGUGGGAACCUUGCAGCGCCUGCCGAACAUUAUUGGGAGCAGAAGCUUGGUGAAUGAGCUGGCCUUUACCGCUAGGAAGAUGAUGUCAGAUGAGGCCUUAAGCAGCGGACUAGUCAGCCGGGUGUUCCCUGACAAGUCCUCCCUACUUAGUGCUGCCUUUGAGUUGGCCACUGAGAUUGCCAGCAAGAGCCCUGUUGCUGUGCAAGGAACUAAAGUGAAUUUGGUGUAUUCUCGGGAUCACUCGGUGCAGGAGAGUCUGAAUUACAUGGCCACCUGGAACAUGAGUAUGCUACAAACCCAGGACAUCAUGGCAUCUGCACAGGCCGCUUUGCAGAAGAAGACCCCAAAAGACGUCACAUUUUCUAAACUGUAGGAGUUGUCUGAAUUAAAGGGGAUUGAUGCAUCUGGCUGGAUGGCAAAGACGUGCGAUAGCUAAAGUGUCCGACACGAGUGCAAAAUCUCUUUCCUGCUGAUCGAUAGUGAGGAGUUAUAGAACAGCUGUUAAUGCCUUUAUAUCAGAAAGAAGUGUAUAAACCAUUACAGCAUACGCAUAAAAAAAAAAAGUGCCCAUAUUUGCUCUGCAAAAAAAAAAAACAUUUCUAAAAUAAACGUCCUUGAUUUAAAUGACCAUUUCCAGAAUACUUCCCCUCCGUAAUAAUUUUAAUACAAUUGAGGUGGCACCAUCUCUAAAGUAAGCUGCGAUUUGUUUAUUCCUGCAGACAUUUCUUGUUUUUAAUAGAAUUUCCUACACAACUGGUAGUUCUUUUGUGUACUAUUACAAAGUUUAUGUCGAUGGGGGUAGAAUCCAUAUAUUUUAUUUUAUAGGUUUUAUUUAUAAAUUGCACAUUGAAGGUCUUCC
This is a messenger RNA of Hyla sarda, 1513 nucleotides long. It is a transcript of the gene ECH1, whose product is annotated as enoyl-CoA hydratase 1. Bases 170 to 1027 code for a protein of 285 amino acids. Gene Ontology annotation, molecular function: delta(3,5)-delta(2,4)-dienoyl-CoA isomerase activity. The record is from RefSeq and is a predicted model, not a curated record. NCBI's taxonomy places the organism in Eukaryota, Metazoa, Chordata, Amphibia, Anura, Hylidae. The transcript has 10 exons. Gene Ontology annotation, cellular component: mitochondrion.